Messenger RNA from Chlorella variabilis, 528 nucleotides. RefSeq lists its product as hypothetical. The transcript is spliced from 6 exons. Lineage: Eukaryota; Viridiplantae; Chlorophyta; Trebouxiophyceae; Chlorellales; Chlorellaceae. Bases 1 to 528 code for a protein of 175 amino acids. The record is from RefSeq and is a predicted model, not a curated record. Gene Ontology annotation, molecular function: peptidyl-prolyl cis-trans isomerase activity.
AUGGCGCUUCCAAACGCCGCCGCCAGUGUCCUCCCUCGCCGUGCAGGCGCCGAGGCCGCCAGCGCACCGCUGGUGGCGGUGGAGGGCGACAUCGUGACCCUCAGCUGGAAGUGCUACAAUGACGAGGGCGAGCUGCUGGAGAGCAGCGAGCAGAGCGAGGAGCCCACCACCUUUGAGGUGGGGGCCGGCGACAUCGUGGGCAACCGACUGUUCGAGGCUUUUGACGAGGCGGUGCGGGGCCUGGCGGUGGGCGGUGCCACCCGUGUCAAGGCGGAGGGCGGGGAGUGGAAGGAUGAGCUGAUGUUCAAGGUGCCGCGCGAGCACCCAGAGGUGGAGCGCCUGGAGGGGCGCUACAAGAACCAGGGCGGCGUGAAGGAGGGCAACCUGGUGCAGCUGUCCAACAAUGCCAUGGCACUGAUUGUGAAGGUGGAUGAGGAGGAGGUGCUGCUGGACUGCAACAACAUGCUGGCUGGGAAGAGCCUGUGGUUUGAGCUUGAAUUGGUGGACCUGGAUCGCCCCAGCCGCUGA